This is a messenger RNA of Drosophila albomicans, 1742 nucleotides long. It is a transcript of the gene Kdm4A, whose product is annotated as probable lysine-specific demethylase 4A. Bases 38 to 1543 code for a protein of 501 amino acids. Gene Ontology annotation, biological process: chromatin remodeling. The record is from RefSeq and is a predicted model, not a curated record. Gene Ontology annotation, cellular component: nucleus. The transcript is spliced from 3 exons. Gene Ontology annotation, molecular function: histone H3K36 demethylase activity; histone H3K9 demethylase activity. Lineage: Eukaryota; Metazoa; Arthropoda; Insecta; Diptera; Drosophilidae.
ACUUUUUUAUUUGUUUUGUGUUAAAUUUGUUCAAAAUAUGUCGACUCGUUUAAGUUUUGACGAUGGUGAUCAAAAUACCAAUCCAAGAAUAAUGACAUUUCGUCCCAGCUAUGAGGAGUUUAAAAACUUUGCCGAUUACAUAGCGUACAUGGAAUCACGUGGAGCCCAUAAGGCCGGCCUCGUUAAAAUUAUUCCUCCCGUUGAGUGGAUUCCGCGCAAAUCGGGCUACGAUAUUGAGAACAUAAAUAUGACAAUCCCAGCACCGAUUAAUCAGGUCGUUACGGGAGCACAUGGAGUUUAUCAGCAAUUCAACAUUCAACAGAGACGUCAAAUGACAUUGCGUCAAUUUAGGGACAAGGCCAAUUCGGAGAUGUUUCAGACGCCGCGCCACAUUGACUACGAAGAUUUGGAGCGCAAGUAUUGGAAGAACAUCACAUAUAUAUCGCCAGAUUAUGCUGCCGAUGUCAAGGGUUCACUAAGUGAUGAAGAUUUGGACGUAUGGAAUAUUGGACGUCUGGACACUAUCCUGAAUUUGGUUAAUACCGAUUAUGGUAUCGAAAUCGAUGGCGUUAAUACAGCUUAUUUGUACUUCGGAAUGUGGAAGAGCUCCUUUGCCUGGCACACCGAGGAUAUGGAUUUAUAUUCCAUCAAUUAUUUACAUUUUGGUGCCCCAAAAACUUGGUAUGCCAUACCGCCAGCCCAUGGCAGACGCUUGGAAAAGUUGGCCAACAGUCUUUUCAAUGAGAACCAUCAGGAAUGCAAUGCCUACUUGCGUCACAAGAUGACCAUGAUCAGUCCGAAGGUUUUGCGUCAGCACAAUAUACCGUACAAUAAGAUUACACAGGAGGCAGGCGAAAUAAUGAUCACGUUUCCUUUUGGCUAUCAUGCUGGAUUCAAUCAUGGCUUCAAUGGUGCCGAGUCCACAAAUUUCGCCUCAAAACGUUGGAUCGAGUAUGGGAAACGUGCCAGCAUUUGUAAAUGCCGUAGUGAUAUGGUUAAAAUAUCCAUGGAGACAUUUGUGCGUCACUUUCAGCCAGAACGCUAUCAGAACUGGCUGCGAGGCGAAGACUACGGCAACCACCCGGAGGAGCCUGGCAAAAUAUGCGCUGCAGCGGCACCCACUAUUAAUGAGUACAAAAUGAUUGAAGAAAGAACGCAGUUAUCGAAAUUGAAGGGCAAUUCUGCUCAAAAGCGUGGCUGCUCUAUGCCCAACGAUAUUGAAGAAGCCAAUGAUGACGAUGACAAAGCAAGCGUGGCCAGCAGCAGUUUGAACACGAAGCAAGUCAUGGUCAAGCUACGCAAAAUGCCAAUGCCAGCUUCAAAUGAAGCUACUAGCGACGAAAAAGCUGCGCCUUCGAGUUCAGCUGCCAUAACCAAAGAGAAAUAUGAUUUCAAUUCAAUUGCAGUUGUGCGUGUGAAGCGACUAUGGAACGCUUUACCAUGCACGGAGAACGGCACAAAUCUACUCCCAAACGGAGUUGUUAAAAAUACGAAACGUAUGCGCUUUCAGACAAAAGUGCUGACACUGGACGACGAUGAAUAAGUAUGCCAGAAAGUCGGCAUACUCCACAAUCAUAUCGAUCUCCGUUGUUAGUAGCUUUAUAAUUACAGACUCAAUCAAAGAUAUUCUAUAAGUUAGCUAAAUAACAAGGACAAAUGCGGAUUUUUCUAUAUUUUAAUACAUUUAUAAAGAAAUCACAUUCUGGACCUUGUAAGAAACCGAUAAUAAAAUGACCAUUGAU